Molecule: messenger RNA, 1044 nt
Organism: Dermacentor silvarum
Lineage: Eukaryota; Metazoa; Arthropoda; Arachnida; Ixodida; Ixodidae
Product: alkaline phosphatase, tissue-nonspecific isozyme-like
Exons: 4
Coding region: 17-643 (208 amino acids)
Biological process (GO): dephosphorylation
Molecular function (GO): alkaline phosphatase activity
Source: RefSeq, a predicted model, not a curated record
AUUCGACAGUGACUUCAUGCCGUUCUGGUUAAGUCGUCAACUAUACAACAAAACAACACCAGGUCUAGGCGACAUGGUAAAGGUUGCAGUGCAAAUACUUUCGAAGAACUCUAAAGGCUUUGUUUUGCUCGCGGAAGGUGGACGCAUCGACCACGCUCAUCACGUUAACCUCGCGCAGCUCGCCCUGCAGGAGACCGUGGAGUUUGAAGGAGUGGUCGGGGCGAUAUCACAAAUUCUUCCUGAAAAUGAAACACUUAUCGUCGUUACGGCAGAUCAUUCUCACACCUUAAACAUUGCAGGUCACCCACCACGAGGAACCAACAUCCUUGGUUUUGCUGGAACAACAGAGACAGAAAAGCCAGUUGAAUACACCGUGCUUUCCUACGGCGUUGGACCAGGAGGGUAUAGACCACUUGUGAAUGUGACUUUAAAAAACACAACGGACAUUUUUUUUCGACAGCAAGCGGCAUUUCCCAUGAAGUUGGCCCCUCAUGGUGGUGAGGACGUGGCCGUCUACGCCAAGGGAACCUGGGCGCACCUCUUCACUGGCGUCCAUGACCAGACGUACAUUCCCUACGUCAUGGCCUAUGCAGCGUGCAUAGGACAGUUCAACGGCACCGAGUGCCACGAGUGCAAGUCGUAAACCUAGCUUCUAGCGUUGUGAGAGGGGGACAUGGCGGUGGGAAUCACUCCAUCAAUUGGACAACCUCGUCUAUGCAAACAUGUGCCCCCUACUGCUCAGUCAGAUGAUGGACAGGCGCUACCUACUUUACGUAGCGCGUAAAAAUAUUUCGCCACAUAUUUGGGUGUUCGUCGAGAAUACCAAAUCCUAUAACAAAUAGAAAGACUGAGUCAACAUCUAUAAAACAAAACGCCUAUCACGUUCUGAAAUACAUGGGGCCUACAGUAAUGCAUAAAAAAACUGCGAUUUUACAAUAAACGUUCUGCCGAAGCACAAUGGUAUCCCGCCGCACUUGCAUGCCAAUAAAUGUUAUACGGAUAUUCGGUUCCUUCCUCACUCAUUUAAAGAAGAAAUAAACUUUA